Molecule: messenger RNA, 3836 nt
Organism: Anastrepha ludens (Mexican fruit fly)
Lineage: Eukaryota; Metazoa; Arthropoda; Insecta; Diptera; Tephritidae
Gene: blow
Exons: 4
Coding region: 1457-3622 (721 amino acids)
Source: RefSeq, a predicted model, not a curated record
CAAUUACAAAAACCAACUGAAUGUGAAAAGUUGCCUAUUACCGACCUAAAAUAUUAACAAUUUCACUCUCUGACUGACCUUAUUGUCUUACAAAUGCUUUUCUGCAAAAAUAGUAGUCGCUGAACCGUAUAAUAAUGUGGAAUGCAUAGUAAUGAAAAAUUAACAAAAAAAAUAUAUAUCGGCAAAAAUUAAAUCCACUAAGACUCUCCAGAACUUGAAGUUCAUGCUAGUAUUUCACAAAUAACGUCAUCGCGACGACACAAUUUCAAUGAACCACAAAUGGAGUGAAGCAGUAAACGCUCAUAAAACCAACAUAAAACAAACACACUUAAACUUUUAAAUAAGCGGGCAGACAAAUAGCUAGUCAACAAGACAUACUCACAUACACAUGCCGCUGAACGUACAGACCAAGUGACUAUAAAGCCACAGCAAGCAUGAGGAGGGGCGCGAGCGUAGGAAAAAAGAAAUGGCUUGUUGAAAGAGUUCGAAGACCACAAGGAACGCGAUGGAUUAUACUCGCAGCAAUGAGAAUAAAAUAUAAAUAACUUUAGCAGCAUAAGAUGUAUGUAUUACAAGUAUGUAUGUGCCGAUGGGCGCUUUCAGAUACAUACACACGGAUAAUAAAUAGCAACAGCAACAAUAGCAGGCUUUUAUAGCGCAAAGAUAUUAAACACCAAAAAAAAAAACACAUUAACCAAUUGAAUUCUAGCAACAGGCCACAUCAGUUGCAGCAGCAGCAGUGAUAGUUCCAGCCGCAGCAUCGCCAGCAGCAGCAGCAACAACAGCAGCAGAAGCAGUGAGGUGGUGCCGCUGUGGGAGGCAAAAAGUAACAUAGUGAAUACCGCUGACUGCUUACAGAAUUCCAUUAUCUUAGCAGUGAUGUGUCUGCAUUCACUUAUCCGGUUCUGGUGCUCAACUCCAAAUGGUGUGAACUAGUAUAAAUUAAAUUUAAGAAAUUCGCAAGACGUGUCGCAAUAAACGCAGUGAAUCAAAACAACAAAUCGAUCUAAGCGAUCAAUAAACAAACAAAGCUAAAAAAUCCAAACCCAAAAAAUUAUCUACCAUUCCCUCCAGCUGUUUGAAUCGUGAUCGCAAGCAUUGUAUCGAUGAGUUACUUUUAACACUAAAUUGUUAAUAUUUUUCAUUAGCAACAUCAAAUGGAUUUUCGAUGGAAAUAAAAUAAUAAAAUAUGUGAGAUAAUAAAACAUUAAGUGAAAAAACGAAAUCAUAAUACAAGUUUGCACAAAUCAACAAUUGCGUAAAAUUCAACAACAAAAUUUUAUAGAAAAAAAAAAAAAACAUAAAAGAGCAAAAUAAGUAAGAGCGAAUUAAUCGUAGACACUCCUCACCCCCUACAGUGCGCGAUUGCAAUCUAUGGCUCUACAAUAAAGUGAAAAGUGUACUAAAAAUAAAUAGCAGAAUCAGCACAAAAUAAAGGUGAAGCACAAAGCCGAAAAUGGAUUGGAAAGAGCAACCGGCCGUUAAUGAUAUCGAGCAAUUUCUACGCGAUGUACGCGAACAUUUUAGAGCCUCACUGGAGACUUCCGAAUAUGAGAACACGUCAAAUAUGUUUCAUGCCACCGAGGCGGAGUCAACCCUAAAUCUUUUGUUACGCUGCGAACUACUCUUGGCGAACUAUUCGAAGGAAGAUGCAAGUAAAACAACAACACCGCUCAAUAACAAUCAAUUUAUUGUCAACGGAAAAGUGAAGUCAAACGAAGUCAAUGAAGGCAUCAAUGGCGGCAAUGGGGUCAACGGCCUGCCAAUGCAAACGAGGACAAGUGAUGUGGGCACUCAAUGCAAUAAUGCAACAAAGAACGUAUCUAAGCAGACACAACAGCAGCAUGAAGACGCCUCUUAUUUGGACAUGAGCGGAGGCGGCAAAACUUGUGGCAAAAAAUCGUCCAGUUGGUAUGGUGACUGGAAUAAUGAGACGAAAAGCGAUAAAACUUUCCGGUGCUCGGCACGACUUAGCAACAAAACCAACAGCCUAGCGUACAGUGAUGAUGAUUUCGAUGACGACGAAGAUAAUGAGGACGAUAGCGAGGGCGAUGAGAAUGACAAUGGCUCCCAAAAUUACGAUAUUUGCCAAGUGUCAAGCCACGAUAGAGAUGAGACACAGAAGGCCAUAACACCCGAACUCGAGCCGAUGCAAGCGGUGGAUUGUCCCUAUAUGGAUUUGCCGGCUGGUCACCUCUCCAUCGAGCAUGCCACCAAAUAUGGGCAGCUGCAACGUGUCGAAAAACGUUUAUUCUUCGAUCAGUGUAAAAAGUAUUACUGUGGUGUGCUCAACGAUUGGCUGCUGUGCUAUGCCGAUGGGCCUACUGCAGCACACCCAACGGUUACAUUGUAUUUAAAGCACAGUGGCAUCGAAAUCGAGCACUACGGCGAGGGCAAACGACGUGAAGUGUGCUUCCAGAUCACCACUGCCGAUCCCAACAAGAAAUUCCUUUUCCAAGCCAAUAGCGAGGUAGAUGCCAAAGAAUGGAUCAUCGCAGUAGAAGCGGCUAUACGUGGUGACACAUCACCCGCUAGCAACAUGAAGAGCAGCGCUAGAAAACUGCCAACACCGCCCAUUGUCAAGAAGAUGACAUUCAUGGGUCACAUGAGUCACGCGCCAAUUCAUGACUGCAUAUACGAAGAACCCUCACCGCUCUUUCAAACAGACAAACCACACAACAGACCAGCUAAUUUGCCAAUGAAGAAGGAAGCAUUCUCCUCGCUUGAUAUGGCCAACUGCUUUGAAUACGACGUGCCGAAGUGUCCACCCCAGCCAAUCAAAACGGUCAGCAUUAAUCACACCGAAGCGGAAACCGCAGAGCUAUUAAAUUUAAGUGAGCACAGCGCACUUAGCGCCGAGAAAAUCGAGUUCCAAUCCAUUGUGAAGGAUGUGCACAGCAAGUUGUCUAGUCAGCUGUCGGCCUGCCCAACGCCGGAACGCUUAAAAAAGGCCGCUAAAAAGACUUACUCCGGCAGCAGCGCUAGCGAUGUAGAAGCUGUGGCGCUAACACCCACCUCUCCGGCUACGUUGAAGGAGCACAAGAAGCAACGUAAAUCGACCACGCCAAAUGGCAGUCCACAAAAGAGCAACAAUAGUGGCAUUAACAAUCAAAACAACGCGAACACCAACACCAACACCACCAACAACAAUAAUGCGUGUGGCAACGAGCGUACAGCGGUUAAAAGUUGGUUUUUUAAUCGGCUGAAUAAGACAACCUCGUCGGGUCGCAGUACCAGCUCAUCGAACUCCAAUUCAUCGUCGCCAGCCAAAUGCAAACAAAGCGAAAAGGAAAAUCUACUUCAGAGCCUCGAACUGAAUGACAUGAUCGAUGGUAGUGGCGGCAGUGAUUCUCUAAACAACACUGGCAGCAAUCCCGCUUCACCAAUACUAAAGAAUCCAUCGUCGGGCGUUAGUGCGGGCGUCGACAGCACCAUGAAGAGUAAGGUCGAUCUGAUAAUCAAAGAGUUCGAGACAAGUGCGCACAUGGGCAUACUCACCAUGGAAACAUUGGCGGGCAGUGCGGUGGCUUCGCUCAGUUCCUUCUGCGACAAUGACUGCAAUAAUUAUGAGCCUAUUAUGACUGUCACAACACCGCCCAACAGUUUUUUGAAGAAAAUUUAAUUGGCGGCAGGCGGCCACAGCAAGUUGGUGUGAACAAAGUAAGAACAAGGCUGGAUGGUGCAUGGCGUGAUAGGCACUCGAAUGAUUUCUAUUAUUAAUUUUCUAACUCGAUAAUAUUUGGUUAGAGUAGCGCACUUGUAAAAUCCCAGUCAAGCGCGUGAACAAUAAGAGUAUUCAUUAUUUUUAUUAAAGAACUGUUCUUUGGAAUAAACUA